This is a messenger RNA of Zingiber officinale, 855 nucleotides long. Its product is annotated as zinc finger MYM-type protein 1-like. The transcript has 2 exons. Lineage: Eukaryota; Viridiplantae; Streptophyta; Magnoliopsida; Zingiberales; Zingiberaceae. The record is from RefSeq and is a predicted model, not a curated record. The coding region runs from base 1 to 855 and encodes 284 amino acids.
AUGAGGCAAGAAUACAGUUUGAGGGUUUCAAGAAUUAAAGACAAAGUGUGGAGAUUGCCUUUUCGGGGACAUGAUGAUUCUUCAACAUCAUCCAAUAGAGGCAAUUUUUUAGAAUUGCUUAAAUGGUAUAGCUCAGAGUGUCCAGAAGUUGCGGCAGUUGUUGGAAUGAAUGCACCUGGAAAUAAUCAAAUGAUUGCCCCAAAAAUUCAAAAGCAACUAGUGGAUGCUUGUGCUGUUGAGACCACAAAUGCUAUUCUAGUUGAUCUUGGAGAUAGGUGGUUCACUUUACUGCUCGAUGAGGCUCGUGAUUGUUUAGUGAAAGAGCAAAUGACAGUUGUUAUUAGAUAUGUGAAUAAACAUGGAGAGGUGAUUGAACAAUUUAUGGCUGUAGUUCAUGUUGCAACAAUUACAACUGCUUGUUUGAAUGAGGCAAUCGACUCUUUAUUUGAUAAGUAUGGUUUGUCAGUGGCAAGAUUGAGGGGUCAAGGAUAUGAUGGUGCUUCAAAUAUGUCUGGAGAAUUUAAUGGCUUAAAGUCACUGAUAAUGAAAGAAAAUCCAUAUGCAUUGUAUGUUCAUUGUUUUUCUCAUCAACUCCAGCUAGUGGUUGUAGCUGUUGCUCAAGCAAAUCAAUAUGUUUGUGAUGUCAUGUGGAUUGUUUGUUCGAUUGUGAACACAUCUACAUCAUCUUGCAAAAGGGCCGACAAACUUCGACAACUUGAACAUGGUAGAAAAUUUAAACUUCAUGAAAGAGGAGAGAUUAGUUUUGGUAGAGGACUAAACCAAGAAACUAGUCUAGCUAGACCUGGAGAUACACGAUGGGGGUCUUAUCAUUCAACUUUAUGUUGUAUUGAAUAA